This is a messenger RNA of Dendrobium catenatum, 1802 nucleotides long. RefSeq names its product probable nucleoredoxin 2. Bases 48 to 1271 code for a protein of 407 amino acids. Lineage: Eukaryota; Viridiplantae; Streptophyta; Magnoliopsida; Asparagales; Orchidaceae. The transcript has 3 exons. The record is from RefSeq and is a predicted model, not a curated record.
GCAGAGGAAAAGUAACGAAAACGCAGAGAGAGAGAGAGAGGCAGAUCAUGGGCAGUCAAGCUAGUUCUUCAGCUGCUAGUGGCGGGGGCAUCUCCUCCAUCCUGUCCUUAGGGAAUCGAGACUUCCUCAUCUCUCCAUCUGGAAGCAAGGUCUCCGUUGAAGAAUUAGAAGGAAAAACCAUCGGUUUGUACUUUGGUGCAAAUUGGUAUGCUAAAUGUGAAAAGUUCACUCCAUUGUUAACUGAAGUUUACCAGAAGUUGAAGGAACAGGGAACUGAAUUUGAAGUUGUAUUUGUAUCAUGUGAUGAGGAUCAGAGCUCCUUUGAGCAAUUCCAUGGUACAAUGCCAUGGGUUGCAAUACCCUUUGGUGAUCUGCAAUCCAGGAAAAUUUUGAACCAAAGAUAUGACAUUGAGGGUAUACCUUCCUUGGUUAUUCUCAGUCCCAAUGGGCAAGUUUUGCAAACAAAUGGUGUUGAGCUUAUCCGGCGGUACGGCUCACAAGCUUUCCCUUUUACUCCGUUAAGUAUCAGGGAGUUGAUAGCUGAAGAGAAAGCCAAUCAGGAUUCUCAGACCUUGGAAAAACUCCUAGCAACUAAUGGUAGAGACUAUGUGAUUGAUCAUGGUAAACAGGUACCAAUCUCGAAUUUGGUAGGGAAAACCAUUGGGUUGUUCUUUUCAGCUCUGUCUUACCCCCCGUGUGCAAAGUUUACUUCUCGAUUGGCAUCUAUUUAUAGGAACCUUAGAGAAAAACAUGAUCAGUUUGAGAUCGUGUUUGUGUCAGUUGAUAAAGAUGAAUCAAGCUAUUCUCAAAGCUUUAGUGAGAUGCCAUGGAUUGCAUUGCCAUACAACGUGGAAUCGACAAAGCUGCUAUCUCGAUAUUUCGACGUCCAGGGAAUCCCAACUCUCAUAAUUAUCGGUCCUGAUGGGAAAACGAUAACGAAAGAAGGAAGGAAUCUGAUAAACUUGCAUAUGGAGAUGGCAUAUCCCUUCACUGAAGAACGUUUGAAAUUGCUUCGAGAAAAGAUGGAUGAAGAGGCAAAGAACUACCCUAGCUCUUUAAACCAUGCGGGCCAUCGGCACGCACUCAACUUAGUUUCCGAGAACUCGGGAGGUGGCCCGUUCAUUUGCUGCGAGUGCGACGAGCAGGGCUUAGGCUGGGCUUACCAAUGCCUUGGAUGUGGUUAUGAGAUUCAUGGAAAAUGUGUAAGGGAGGUUGAAGGAAAGGGCACAUCAGAGAACUCUCCUUUGCCAAAAAGUAGCAGCGGGCUGUAAAAUAUGAAGACUUUAGUUUACGCAUAACUGAAGAAUCCAUAAAUACUGUUAAGUUUCUUCCUCUCUAAACAAACUGAUAUAAUGGAUCAUAGUUGAAUCAGAUAAGGUACCUCUAAGCCAUGAUUGCAACACUAAUGGCUCAGGACAUUACAUAGAAGUAAAUGUAUGGGAUGUGAAGAUUGUUUGUUAGUAUCUGAUUUAUGAUGGCAAUGUGAUUUGUCUUUUGAUACUGAGAAGAUAAUGUUAUCGUCUUUCUGUGACAAUUAACAUUCUUCUUCAGAAAAAGGUGAAGGGAAUAUGAAACUGGGAUGGUUCUUAACGAGUGAUGUGCAAGUAGGAUGUCUGUAAAUCUAGCUUUGUUCAGCUGAUCAAAAUGUUGUACUUUGCAACUUACCAUUCUAAUAAUGUUUCAUGAAAGUUUUUGUCCAUAAUACUUUGCAACUUACCAUUCUAAUAAUGUUGCUACUUUUCUUAUCAUGUAUGACUGUUAAAAAAGAAAAAGAAAAAUUAUGGGCGCCUUGUUUCUUUCUA